AUGGACAUAUAUAUGAUCACCGAUCGUGAUCCUGCCGAGAGAGACCGGCGAGUCGCUGGUCGUUUCACCAGCAAUGGCUCUGUCGCGUCUCAUUCCUCGCAGGUUUCCCAAGCUUCGCGCCCGUCUCCACCAAUGCUCAUCUCCAAUCGCAAAAUCCCCGAAAAAUACCCACCCUAUCAAGAAAACGGUCGCAUGUACCAUAGCUACCGCAAGGGCAUUUAUAUGCUCCCGUGCGAUGACGACGAACAGGAUCGUCUCGAUAUCUUCCACAAGCUUUUUACGGUCGCUCGAGUCUCCGAUGGCUUAAUCUAUGCACCGCACCCGCCUAAUUCACGGAUUUUGGAUCUAGGAUGCGGAACAGGAAUAUGGAGCAUGGAAGUCGCAAAUAAAUACCCGGACUCAUUCGUGGUCGGUGUCGACAUCGCACCAAUCCAGCCAGCCAAUUGCCCCAAGAACUGCGACUUCUACGCUCCCUUCGACUUUGAAAGCCCCUGGACUCUCGGAGAAGACUCCUGGGACCUUGUUCACAUGCAGAUGGGUAGCGGCAGCGUUGUCAGCUGGCCAAGUCUUUACAAACGCAUUUUCUCUCACCUUUGCCCCGGUGGUUGGUUUGAGCAAGUGGAGAUCGACUUUGAACCUCGCUGCGAUGACCGUUCGUUAACUGGGCUUGCUCUCCGCCAUUGGUAUUCCGCAUUGAAGAAUGCGACCGAGUCCCGUACCCGCCCUCUGGCUCACAGCUCACGCGAAACCAUCCGCAAUCUGCAAGACGCGGGAUUCACUGAAAUUGAUCAUCAGAUGGUGGGCCUUCCCCUGAACCCUUGGCACAACGAUGAGCACGAGCAAAAAGUGGCUCGCUGGUAUAACCUCGCAAUCUCGGAGAGCAUUGAGUCGCUGAGUCUGGCUCCUUUCAGCCGUGUAUACGGUUGGCCUGUCGACAAGAUCCAGCGCAUUGCAGCUGAUGUCAAAGCGGAAGCCUUCAACAAGGACCUUCACUGUUACAACAUCUUGCACAUCUAUCAAGCGCGUAAACCACUCGCGAAUUAA
Penicillium cosmopolitanum is the source of this 1044-nucleotide messenger RNA. Its product is annotated as class I SAM-dependent methyltransferase. Gene Ontology annotation, molecular function: methyltransferase activity. NCBI's taxonomy places the organism in Eukaryota, Fungi, Ascomycota, Eurotiomycetes, Eurotiales, Aspergillaceae. The record is from RefSeq and is a predicted model, not a curated record. Bases 1 to 1044 code for a protein of 347 amino acids. The transcript is spliced from 2 exons.